Molecule: messenger RNA, 720 nt
Organism: Penicillium waksmanii
Lineage: Eukaryota; Fungi; Ascomycota; Eurotiomycetes; Eurotiales; Aspergillaceae
Exons: 1
Coding region: 1-720 (239 amino acids)
Source: RefSeq, a predicted model, not a curated record
AUGGCGGAUCGUCGCUACAAUCGGAACCCCAAUCGGACCCCCAAAAUGCUCUCGGCCAUCAAAUCAGUCACUUUCUGCUCUCACAUGGAUCAUGGGGGCCGAGAGGAGCAUGAUUGGCUGUUUUCCCUUCCUGAUUAUCCAUUUGACAAGCUUGGACUUCAUAAUAUCGAGGAACUGAUUCUUUGGCCCACGGGGCAUGAUGAAACCUGGAAAAAAUUGAAACCUCGAGAAGAUGCCGUAGGGGGCCCUGAUUCUCCCGUCGAAAUAACAUUUGCUGCAUUUGCAAGGGCUUUAGUGGCUAUCAUUCGGCGAAGAAAGGCACUGAAUAAAAUCAUUGUCCAUUGUAGACAAUUUAUCCUCAGGAAGGAUCUUCCAACAUUGCGCAAGGAAUUUAGAUCGGAAUUCGCUGCGCCAUCUUUUCAGAACUGGAGUUGUGAAGACCUGGAGGUUUCAUUUCGCGACAACUACUACAAUUGGGCUCAGUGUUGGUAUAUUAUUGCUGUCGAGCCUGAUCGCUGGAGGCUAGUUUAUGAGGGUCCUGAUGACUGGGAGCGGUCGGUGACGUUGGAAUUCAGGAUCUCAGAUGAAUGGGAGGCACACUAUGCCAAAUAUGCGGUUGACUCUCCUCCACUUAGGGAAAGGCAGCACGCCUUUUUGGAAAGGAUGUUAAGUCCCGGUCUUCUGGAGACUUUAAGGAAUCCUUUCAGCAGCGCAGGCUGA